This is a messenger RNA of Desarmillaria tabescens, 880 nucleotides long. RefSeq lists its product as uncharacterized. The transcript has 4 exons. NCBI's taxonomy places the organism in Eukaryota, Fungi, Basidiomycota, Agaricomycetes, Agaricales, Physalacriaceae. The record is from RefSeq and is a predicted model, not a curated record. Bases 236 to 832 code for a protein of 198 amino acids.
GUGUACGUAUGUAGGAGAGGCGGUGCUCGCGCACAGUGUAAAGCUGCAGUUGUAUGGAAGGAGCAAUCUAGGUCUUCAAGGAAUGAAGCAUAGUUGCACAGGUGACCGUAAGGAGGAGCGGGUAGAUCCGAUAAUGGUCGGAGAAGCACGGGAAAAAGACCCUCUUGUUCAUAAACGUUGCUCUCGAGUUGUCUGGAGGCGUGAGCACGAUGGAAGUUGUCCUGGGUAACUCGUUAUGGAAACAGGUCCGGGUCCCUCUAGGCAACGAGGGGAGAAUCUCGAGUCGCUUGGUGCAGCACAUAAAGGCGGGGUAAAAAAAGGUGGGGCCAUAAUGCAUCCCACUACAACUAUCAAAAGCCUGAAAAUGACUCGCGCUCUCGCUAUCCAAUCAUCUCGGCGGAUGCAUAUGAUGCAUCUGCCCCACAUCGAAGGGAUCAAAGGACGGCCCGUUUCGACUGGCGUGAUUACUUGUGCUGGAGCGAUGGUCGUUGCAUAUACUGCAUAUAACGUCUGGCGUGGAGAACGUACUGCAGUACGAAGGAUGAAAGGAAGUCAGAGCAGUGCUACAUCGCCAGAGAUUUGCCGCGAAGGACCGGCGAGAAUCAAAGAAGCAGACGUUGGCGAUGGGAGAGUUCUAAGCGGAAGGGACGUGGUACAUGAAGAUAAGACCACGGUACCAGAAAGGAUGGGCCCCGGGAAAAGUGGAAUCAUCAGAAGAAAUAUAGAUCCGCAGGGGAAGCCGGCUCGGACGAACGUUCGACAGUCCAGUGUUAUUCAGGAGAUGGACAAGGACUGUUUUUACAAUCUAUGGUCGUGUGUUAUAUCUACGUGAAACAAAGAAAAAAGAAACGAAACGAAAAGCAAGCCGGAAAUUGCCAAU